AUGUCUCGUGCUGAAAAAUCUGGUAUUGCAUAUGAAGCUCAUCAAAAGGUACAAUCAAAAUUUGAUCCUGAGUUGGCUGGGCAAAUUUUGUCAUGGAUACGUUCAGUUUCCAAUCAAGAUUUUGAUACUAAUGGAAAUAUGGAAAAUUUUGGUCAAGUUUUAAAAAAUGGUGUUGUUUUAUGCAAUUUUGCUAAUGCUCUCAAAUCAGGAGCUAUUAAAAAAGUUAAUAAUAGUGCUAUGGCUUUUAAACAAAUGGAAAAUAUUUCAUUUUUUUUGUCUUUUGCUCAGGAAUAUGUAAAUAAGAGUGAAUUAUUUCAAACAGUUGAUUUAUAUGAAUCUCAAGAUUUAAAUUCUGUCCUUGUUUGUCUUGGGGCUCUUGCACGUAAAUCAGAAAAACAUUUUGGUGUACCAGGUCUUGGUCCAAAAGAAGCUGAAGGAGAAAAAAGGGAAUGGACUGAGGAACAAUUAAAAGCUGGUGAAGGUAUCAUUGGUCUUCAGGCAGGAUCAAAUAAAGGAGCCAAUGCUUCAGGUAUUAACAUGGGAAAUACUCGUCAUAUGUAG
Messenger RNA from Strongyloides ratti, 561 nucleotides. Its product is annotated as Chd64. NCBI's taxonomy places the organism in Eukaryota, Metazoa, Nematoda, Chromadorea, Rhabditida, Strongyloididae. Gene Ontology annotation, molecular function: protein binding. The transcript has 2 exons. The record is from RefSeq and is a predicted model, not a curated record. The coding region runs from base 1 to 561 and encodes 186 amino acids.